AACAAUAAAUCGUGGUAACAAGAUAACGGCAGAGAAAAAUAUAAUUAAAUCAUGGUCUUGCUGCUAGUUUAGGGGAUUUGGUAUGAGGUACUUGGCAACCCUGAUGUAACCACAGAAAUAUUAUGGAGCUGGAGACGUGUAUAGCUUUUUUAUUAGCAGAUGAGUUAGACGCUGAAGAAUACGCCCACUUAAAAAAGCCUCUCACAACACGAGGAAUUAGAGGAGGUGAUGAUGAUGAUGAUGAUGAUGAUGAUGAUGAAGAUGAUGAAGAUGACGAUGAAGACAAAAAGAGCUACUUCAGUGCUACAGUUCCCAGCCUCUCUGUCCUGGAUUUCCAGAAAUGCUUUCAGCUCACACAACCCCAAGUUGAAGAGUUGGUAAACUUGUUGUCACCUUGCGAAUGGACGACUCUUAAACUUGAAGGAUGGACUGUGAUGCAUGCGGUGCUUGCCAGUCUAUGGGCUCUUUCCACUCUGGAGGCUCACAGCAGCGUCGCAGCCCGUUUUCACACCAGCGAGUCUCUAAUUCGCCUCCACCUGAAUGAUUUCUGCACCUUGAUUACAAACAACUUUGCCGAUCGGAUCUGCUGGCCCAAGUGGAAAGAAGCCGAAACUUCUGUGGCUGGAUUCUUAACUAACGUCGGUCUUCCUGGUACCGUUUGUGUGCUUGGUUCCUGCUCGAUUCCCAUUGACAGGCCUUCUGACGUGCCAGAUCCAGAGGUGUAUCGGGACUCUGUAGAAAACGCAUACUCUGUAACUCUCUUGGCUUUCUGCAACCAUCAGGGUUGCUUCACUUUUGUAAACGCAGAGCACCCAGGAAACUGGCAUAACUCCAGAGUCCUUCAAGAGACCGAAGUUGGAAAAGCGUUGCAAGAGGAUCCGCUGAACCUGCUACACGGCAAGCAUGUAAUAGGAGACGGCACCUUCCCGCUGUCCGAACAUCUUCUCACGCCUUUUCCAGACUACGGGAUGCUAGGAGAGAAGAAGCUGCGUUACAAUUUAAGAGUUCAGGCGGCUCUUCGGGUGGUCCGAGGAUCCUUAAGUAGUCUGAGAUGCAGGUUUCAGCGGCUGAGGUGUUUGGAAGUGAAUUCUGUAAGCCAAACCCAUCUGGCUGUGAGGACUUGCUGUAUCUUAUAUAACAUGUAUUUAGAGACUGAUAAUGCUGCUACAGCUGAAAGUUUAGAGGAACAGGUGACUGUUCAGCCACCUUUUCACAAACUCCCCCAUGGCCACUCGGGCAGUCUUGGUGGAAUCUCUAAAAGACAGGACAUCGCCGCUUCACUUGGACGAAAGAGUAAAAAAAGGUGAAGGAACGAUACAAAGGGAACAUUUAAAAAGAUUUUAUAUAUAUAUAUGGUAUAAGCAAUCAAGAUGUGAUUGAAGAUUUUUUUGCUUUAAUUCAAGGGGUUUAACAAAAAAUAUUGCAUUAACUGAUUAGGAAUUACAGCAGUUUCUUGCUUUAGAGUCCCUCCAAUUUCAAAGGCUGAAAAGUAAUUGGACAGUUGACUGAUAAGCAGUUUCAUGGUCUCAUGAUCCAAAGCGUACCACAUCAUCUGUCAAACAUGGCGGAGGCAGUGUUAUGGCAUAGGAAUGUGUGGCUUUAAUUGAAUAAAGUAUAUGUCCGAUAUAAAGACAGACGGGUUGGUUUGAGUAUUUCAGAAACUGCUUGAGAUUUCCACACACUACAUUCUCUAGAGUUGUACGUUCUCAAAAUGGUACGUCCAGAAACACCUUCUUGACGAGAAAGACCAGAGGACUGGUUUUGUGCUGACAGGAAGGCUGCAGUAACUCUAACAAUCACUCUUUACAACCGUGGUGAGCAGAGAUCUUUCCAAUCUUCAACCCUCCAGUUUCAUUGAGAGCCAAAAGGGGAAACAUGAACAUCUUUGGCUCUGUUGGAUUGUUUUUGUUGCAGAACACAACUUCUCGAAAUCCUCCCUUUUAAAAAAACUAAAAACAUUUCUAUGUAUUCUUCCACCUUAAAAUUAUGGGCGAUGCAAAACUUUUGUAAUCAUAUGCAUAGAUGCAUACUAUAUAUUUGCAUGUAAAUAUAUUAAUAAACAUAAACAAAGCAGAGAUGUUGUAAAUGCUCUUUAAAUUGUAUGAGAUCCUGUAAAUAAAUGUACCGUAAACUGAUACGAGACAGGAUUGUAAUUAUUGAUUACACAUGCAAGUUGGAGAUUAUGGAUAUUUUUUAAAAUUUUUUUCUAUUUUUAAAGAAAAUAAAUCUAAAUGCUUGUGCUCCCAGGCUAGACGAUCUGUUGAUGUGAAAUAAAUGAAGAAUAAUAAAUGCAUUGCUACCCUCCUGUGGCAAAAUGUGAAAACACCCUAUGGGUCAUCAUCCAUCACUGGCAAUCACCUUAACAAUACAUUAAAUACAUCUUUUAACGUUUUAUUUUCAUUACAGUUUAACAUUAACAGCAAACAGAUACUUUUAACAAAAGAAUACUGUUAGGUCAUAUUUUUUAAAAGUUAUAUUUACUUUGAUUAUCAGACAGUUCCUAAGUUUUACACUAGGAUUUUCUAGGGACCAUGUGCAAAUGUUCUUUUCAAAACUCAUGACAGGAGUUUAGCUGUUGCCAACAUGUCCGUCUCUUUAUUCAGGCUUCUUGGAAUGUCUGGAAUAGUAUGGAAUUUUACAAAUCCCAGAAAACCUUUGUGGAAGAAAGGAACGUUGUGGAUGUCCUGCUGCACGUCAGCAUUCCCUUACAGAGUUUUUUUUAUUUAAUUAUUAUUAUUAAUUAAUGCAGCUUCUCGAACGACAGUUUAUAACACAGUUAGUGAUGUUUACAACUAAUGAAAACUAAAGUUGGGCAAUCUGAAAAUUGUAAAAAAAAAAAAAUAAUUAAAAAAAAAACUACAAAAAAUAUAAAUAACAAUAUUUGUAAAAUGCUUGAAAAGGUAUGGCUUAUUUGUUCAUGAAUGAAUAAAGGCUGAAAUCUUUGUAACUGUCCUGAGCUGCAGUCUAGCGUAGAAAUAUAAUAUAAAUAUAAUAUAAAUAGCAUUAAUAGGUAACUUUAUUUAGUGUGUUACCAAAAAAAAUUAAUAAAUAAAUCUGCCAUUUUCAUUAAAUAUGACAUCACGCUGACUCAUUUGGCCCUCAUUUAAAGCGAAACAUAAUUAAAAAUAUAACGAUGUGGAAUUUAUUGCAGUGCUUUCUUUUUAUAUAAAAUGUAUAACCCUCUACAGCAUAAGAAUAUGUAAUCUUGCAUGUACUUGGUGU
Messenger RNA from Ictalurus furcatus (blue catfish), 3222 nucleotides. Its product is annotated as putative nuclease HARBI1. Bases 123 to 1307 code for a protein of 394 amino acids. The transcript is spliced from 3 exons. The record is from RefSeq and is a predicted model, not a curated record. Lineage: Eukaryota; Metazoa; Chordata; Actinopteri; Siluriformes; Ictaluridae.